CCCGGCCCGCGCGCCCCCGCCGCCGCCCCGGCGCCCCGCCCGGCUCUCCCCUGAGCGCCGCCGCCCUCGGCGCGGCGCGGCCCGGCGGCCGGGAUGAAGCUGACGGACAACGUGCUGCGGAGCUUCCGCGUGGCCAAGGUCUUCCGCGAGAACUCGGACAAGAUCAACUGCUUCGACUUCAGCCCCAACGGCGAGACCGUCAUCUCCAGCAGCGACGAUGACUCCAUCGUGCUCUACGACUGCCAGGAGGGCAAACCAAAGCGAACGUUGUACAGUAAGAAGUAUGGAGUGGACCUCAUCAGGUACACACAUGCUGCCAACACUGUCGUGUACAGCUCCAACAAAAUAGAUGAUACAAUCCGAUACCUCUCCCUGCAUGACAACAAAUACAUUCGGUAUUUCCCAGGGCACACAAAAAGGGUGGUUGCUCUUUCAAUGUCUCCAGUGGAUGAUACUUUUAUUUCUGGAUCCCUCGAUAAAACUAUUCGACUUUGGGAUCUCCGCUCUCCCAAUUGCCAGGGCUUGAUGCAUCUCCAGGGGAAGCCUGUGUGUUCUUUUGACCCAGAAGGGUUGAUUUUUGCUGCUGGAGUCAAUACUGAAAUGGUGAAGCUCUAUGACCUCCGUUCUUUUGACAAGGGGCCAUUUGCCACGUUUAAGAUGCAAUAUGAGCGGACGUGUGAAUGGACAGGCCUGAAGUUCAGCAAUGAUGGGAAACUCAUCCUCAUAUCGACCAACGGCGGGUUCAUCCGGCUCAUCGAUGCCUUCAAAGGGGCUGUCCUGCACACGUUUGGGGGUUAUAACAAUAGUAAGGCUGUCACGCUGGAGGCAUCAUUCACACCAGACUCUCAGUUCAUCAUGAUAGGCUCAGAGGAUGGAAAGAUCCAUGUUUGGAAUGGGGAAAGUGGGAUGAAGGUGGCUGUGCUGGAUGGGAAACACACAGGUCCCAUAACCUGUCUACAGUUCAAUCCAAAAUUCAUGACUUUCGCUAGCGCAUGUUCCAAUAUGGCCUUCUGGUUGCCAACUAUUGACGACUAAUUCCUCCGCUGCAGCUGCUGUCGGAUGACUUCCACACGGUAACAGCAGCACAUCAUUGCAAGCGUAGCGUUGGAAUUGCCUACGUCUCCUAGACUGUGUUCCUGUUCCUGCAUAUUUUCCAUGUCUUACCUUUGUUUGCAGCAUUCCUUUGUGAGGACUGCUCCACACGUUCAGAAGCAGCAUGCUACAUGUUCUUACCUUCCAGUCCGUGUCCAGCACGGCUUUAGCCCAAGUUGGAACUGACACAGUAUUAUUUCUAAGGGCGGUGAAGUCUGUUUUAUUUACAAAAUGUUUGUGGGAUUUUUUUAAAGCUGUAAUUGUGUGUUUUUCUGCUGUAAGUGCACAAGGCUAUUGAUGUUCCAAGGUGGAACGUGCAGUUCCUUCCCAUAAGUGCAUGUUUUUAACAUCUGGGAUCUCUCUGGUUUCACUGCAGUCCACAAAUGCAAAUUCUUCUGUGCCAAACGUGAACACUGACAGUUUUCAACUUCAGCAGCGGAUGCUGAAUUCUCUUGCAGUGGAACACACACCAGAAGCGUGGGUGACUGUGAAUGUACCUGAUACAUCUCGUCAUCCUUUUUUUGGAGAUUUAGAGUGCAACUGUACAGGUUUUGUCUGCUGCCAGAGGUUCCCAAAGCCUCCCUGCUGUUUGCUGUGCCAGCAUCCUGGAGGCACAGACAGCACUUGUGAGGUCCAGCCAGUGUCCCAAGCAAUAAAGGAGUCUGUCAGCAGGAAGACGGAGAAACCAAACUGAGACUGAAAGCACAGUCUGCCUGUGUAUCUUCCUUAUGUACCAUCUUGGCUGAUCUUACUUGUAAAUAUCGUGGGGUGGGUGGGCAGUGGGAAUGGGCCAUAUUUUUUUACUUUUAGAUAUAAAAGAAUAUGAUGUGGGCCAGUA
Messenger RNA from Neopelma chrysocephalum (saffron-crested tyrant-manakin), 1930 nucleotides. It is a transcript of the gene WDR82, whose product is annotated as WD repeat domain 82. Lineage: Eukaryota; Metazoa; Chordata; Aves; Passeriformes; Pipridae. The record is from RefSeq and is a predicted model, not a curated record. Gene Ontology annotation, cellular component: Set1C/COMPASS complex. Gene Ontology annotation, molecular function: protein binding; chromatin binding. Bases 94 to 1035 code for a protein of 313 amino acids. The transcript is spliced from 9 exons.